AUGUCGGGGAGCAUGGGGUCCCUCUCGGGCGGAGAAGAUCGCGGGCAAUCGCUUGAGGAGGAUGGCGAUGAAGACCACGACAGCUUCGGCGAAGAGGACGAGAACAGCAGGUUCGCGGUCGGCCCACGCCUUUCGACUGAAGCUCGCCAGGAGGGGUAUACCGCGGAAGGCUUGUUUUCCGGCGAUCGGGUCCACCCAUACGACAGCAGCAACGGCGGCCUAGCUGACGACGACAUCGACGUUGGGGGAGGACGACGAGAAGAACGUUCGUGGGAAGGAGCGCAAGCAGCAGGAGGGUUCGAGAACGAAGGAUCGUGCCAUAGUGAUCCGCAACGGCCGGCCGAGCUGGAAAGCGGUGGCGACGUCAGCCUGCUUGGCGGAGGGAGCGUCGGCGUUACAGCAGCAGCAGCGGCGGCAGAGGAAGAGGAGGAGGAGGAGGAGGAGGAGGAGGACAAAGAGGAGAUGGUGGACGAGGCGGGGGUGGUGCCGUCGUCUACCAACGGGAUGGGGUGGCGCAGCGACACCGCUGCUACUGGGGCGCGCGCGGAUGGGAGCGUGUCUUCUCACCCGGGGGGGGAGGGGAGCUGGCCUCGCCGAGGACCGUUCGACGGUUUGGGUGAAGACGGGUCGCCCCUGUCAGUGCCGUCGGAGAUAAUGCGAUACGACCCUGAUGUUUCCGGACGCGAUCGGGAGGCGCAAGCGGUCAUCGACGCCCUCCAGGAGGUGUACCACAAUCGCCUCAAGCCCAUCGAGGAGCUCAGCAGAUUCAACAAGUUUCACCACGAAGUCAUGACCGACGCCGACUUGCAGGCCAAGCCGCAGGUGCUGGUCCUAGGCCAGUACAGCACGGGGAAGACUUCGAUGAUACGGCACUUCAUUGGUCGAGACUUUCCGGGGAUGAACAUCGGGCCGGAGGCUGACCCAGGGGUUUUCCAGGUGGUUACGUGCGGGUCGGCAGAGAGGACGGUGAAGGGAUCGGCGCUGUGCAUGUUGGACGAGCUCCCCUACACGGGGCUCGGAAAGUUCGGCGCAUCGUUCCUCGGAAAGUUCCAGGCGUCCAUCGUCCCGUCCCCCAUCCUGGAGCACAUAAACUUCGUCGACACUCCCGGCAUUCUCGCCGCUGAGAAGCACGGCACGCCGAGGGGUUACCCUUAUCCGGAGGUGGUGAAGUGGUUCGCGGAUCGGUCCGACCUCAUAUUCCUGGUCUUCGACUCCCACAAACUGGACAUGGGGGAGGAAUUCCGGGAGGUGAUGAGCGCCAUUGCUCAACACGGGGACAGGGUGCGGGUGGUGUUAAACAAGGCCCAAGAGGUGGAUGACGACCGGCUUCUCAAGGUCUACGGGGCUCUCAUGUGGUCCAUAGGGCGAUGCCUCGGCGGCAAGGCCGCCGCUCCCAAGGUGUACGUGGGGUCGUUUUGGGACGACCCGCGGCGGGGUCCUGACACCAGCCAUGAGGAAGGAGACGCUUCGUUCAAGGUGGACGAGGCGGCCCUACGCACGGAGAUGCUGGAUCUGCCCAAGAACGUCGGGGUCAGAAAGAUCAACGAUCUCAUGCAACGAGCCAAGCUGGUCAAAAUACACCUGCAGAUCAUCUACGCCAUCCGGGCCCGGAUGCCGAGGCUGUGGGGGGCGGAGGCGGCUCAGGACCGCAUCCUGGCGUCGCUGGAGGAGGUGUUCGAGGAGGUCAAGACACAAGGAGGCGUUAACGAGGCGGACAUGCCCGACCUCGAGGAGUACCGGCAUGAUCUCGAACGGAUAGACUUCCGCGGCCUUCCCAGGCGAAACCGUCGGCUGUUGACCACCCUCGACGACAUCGUGGAAAGAGACAUCAAGCAGUGCGUCACCCGGGCGGGAGGGGUGCGGCGUAUCUACAAGCUCGAUGCCGCCGCCAGGGUGGUGAACGACUUCGCAUCUUCGAACGCCGGCAGCAGAAGGAGGAGAGCUACGAUGGGAGGGGUGGGUGUGCGACAUCGUGCACACCGGAGCUCGGGGUUGUUCGGUCGGAGAAGAGGCGCAAGCAUGCAAGCGGAUUCAGAGUCGUUUAGAGGUGCCGAGAUCGACGACGUCGAUGGGGACAGCCUGACGACGCAAGAAGAUGAGGAAGGCGGCGACGACGAGAAGGAAGAAGGCGACGUGCCGGUGCUGCUGGGGGCGUGUGUGAUGGUCCUCGUCGUUGUCGUCGGAGUUUGCUUGGCGCUGUGGAAGAUGGAGGCCCUGCCGCCCUUGCCGGAGUGGGCCGUGCCUCUCAAGCCCGAGCGCUUCCCCCCUCUAGAAACACCGCCAGCGUGAGCGAAGCAGCUAUUGCUGCGUUGAUGUCAUCGUCGCUCUCUGAACUUCAAAGUACGUGGUCGUACUCUUGACUUCAAGAGUAGGUGGUACGGGUAGUUUUGUCGCUUCGUCGUCGGCGUUGUCAUCGUCGUUGUCUUGGCGACCUCAAAGCAGUUGUCUUGCUUUUGCUCACGCGCCUCCUACCCAGCGCACCCAUCCUCAGAAAAUGGCUUGUCGCGUGCACUAUACUACAAUGGCAGGUAUUGUUUUUUGAAAGUAAACAUAAUCUCACGAAAAGACUACCGGUUCGAGAUGUAACCACAGCAGUAGUCGAAAGGGAUGUGCGGAAGUCUUUUCAGCGCGUGGAGGUAGGUAUAUUUCGUAUGUAUGGCUGUGGUCUAGCGGGGUGCCACGACGAAACGCCCCCUGUAUCCCUUGGGACAAGAGUCGGCGACGCGUGGUACUCUGCGUACGACGGCAACGUUGGUCUGUUGUCGGGGGGCGGCACCACUCUACGUAACCGGUAGCAUAUUGCGUCAUUGGCGGCGUACUUCGCAACGGUUAGCUCGUCGCAUGCGGUGAAUUUUCUUUCGCCGAUUCUCUCCGUGUGGGGUCGUAGGCCCCACUCCGUUUUUGCUGCUUGAGACUUGCUUAACUUUUGUUCGCAAACGUGAUGGUAGCUUUGUCCAGGUGAAUUAUUUCUUGUGUGUGGGCAACUUUAUAUGUGUGUCGUGUACAUGGAAGCCUCGGGGUAAAAGGAAAAGUGGUCGUGGUAGGAUGGUUGGAUUGGACGUCGGUAUGCUGGGUGACGACCUUUGGUGACCACACGUAUCACAACGGUGGCCAUGCUUCGCGCCAUCGAUCAUUAGUUUUUUAAAGCGAUUUACUCUCCUCCGCGAGAUGUUCGAGGGCCCAUUUGCUACAAGUACGUUUGCUGAAAGCAAGAAGAAAUGUGUCACUUGCGAAUAUCGUGCACUCAUGUAUCUUUCUCAAAGUUGGGGUGGGGAAUACUUUGUAGUGUUCUUAAGACUACCGGGUUGUAUGCAUAUGACGCCGGAUGCUUGGUACUACAGUACGUGGUGUAGACUAGGCAUGGCCGGAAGCUGUCAGUGGAUCAUCUCUGCAUGGCUGCCGUUGUUGGAAGACUUGCGCUUCGCGCUCAACGUGUAUCAGGGUCGUCUCUUGCCAAGUGCGUAUCGACAUGGCCCGCAUCGGCCCGUAGUGGCUAAUAGCUAUAAGUAGGGAGCGACGAACAAUCGUUUUGUGCUAUGUCCUGUAUCUUUUUUUCUUUGCCUUGUUUGCCCUGAUCGUUCUAUUACUGUGUCUCAUACUCCCAUCCCAUUGCUGAUAUGUAGCUGUAUUAUUUCGAAGGGUCGGAUGUUUGCCUGUCUCGGACUGGGCCUCUUGCCGGGCGUGCUGUAGGUUUGUACGUUCACGAGUGUUUAGGAUUUCGAAUUCGAGCGUACUGCAAUCGCAUGAGUGAGGCGGACCUCAAGUU
Molecule: messenger RNA, 3766 nt
Organism: Ectocarpus siliculosus
Lineage: Eukaryota; Phaeophyceae; Ectocarpales; Ectocarpaceae
Source: the annotation of a GenBank genome assembly